AAAGCAGCCAUAUGUUUCCCACAAACAGCUGAUAGUCCAGAAAUAAAUUUAACUGCUGUUGUGUUGUGAAAAAAUGGUAUUUUCUCGCCUUAUACGGCCAUUACUGGCAAUUCGUGGAGCAGUUGGUCGAUCGUUGGACGAACGUGCUAAGUUAGGCUAUAUGACACAGAGUACACACUUCCGCAGUGGUGCAUUAAAACCCAAGCCACAUCAAACUCCAUUUGGCAUUGUGUUCGUUUUCUGCGCUGUUCUUCCCGGUUUGUUUCUUGGUGCUGCAAUAAGCAAGAGCGUGGCUAACUUUCUCGAAGAAAAUGACCUUUUCGUGCCAUCAGAGGAUGACGAUGACGAUGAUGACUAAGAAAAAAGCUUAAAAAAUACUCAAAACUUCUUAAUUUACCUAAUGCAAUAGCUGAGUCUUCUCUCUGUUUCUAAAUUAAGAUGGAAUAAAACAUUCGACAAAUUGGAA
Messenger RNA from Rhagoletis pomonella (apple maggot), 466 nucleotides. It is a transcript of the gene EMRE, whose product is annotated as essential MCU regulator, mitochondrial. The transcript has a single exon. NCBI's taxonomy places the organism in Eukaryota, Metazoa, Arthropoda, Insecta, Diptera, Tephritidae. Bases 74 to 358 code for a protein of 94 amino acids. Gene Ontology annotation, cellular component: uniplex complex; mitochondrial inner membrane. Gene Ontology annotation, biological process: mitochondrial calcium ion homeostasis; calcium import into the mitochondrion. The record is from RefSeq and is a predicted model, not a curated record.